AUGGGUGAUACCUGUCCCCAGUCACCCGAACGGACUCUGUCCUUCACCCAAGGCUUCAUAGUCGGACAAAUCUCGGUCGUGCUUGUGUUGGCCGCCUUCAUAAAGUUCUUCAUCUUUGGUGACCCUCCUUCACCCGACGUCACCGCUUCCUUGAGGGCAACCGAGCGACGGUCAAGAACGCUUGCUCAUAAGCGCUCGUUGCUUAGUCUGCGCAGCUCUGGCAAUCGUCAAGACAGGGAGUUGAGCCGCAAGAAGUCGAGCGUCCUCAGAAACCCUCCCGUGCUUACCAUUGGGUCCAUCCUCAGCAAGACGUACUACAAUGUCGACAGCCAUCAGCCUGAGAGUCUCGACUGGUUCAACGUCCUCAUUGCGCAGACCAUUGCACAGUUCCGCAGUGAUGCGCAGCAUGAUGAUGCCAUUCUCAACUCUCUAAGCAAGGCGCUGAAUGGGACCUCGCGCCCGGACUUCGUCGAUGAGAUCAGGGUCACGGAGCUGAGCUUGGGCGAGGACUUUCCCAUCUUCAGCAACUGUCGCAUCAUCCCCGUUGAUGAAGAUGGAAUGAGUCUUGGUAUCGGAAAGAAGUUUGACCCGGCUACGGCAGCGAGAGAUGGCACGCGCCUUCAAGCACGGAUGGAUGUUGAUCUGAGCGACAUGCUCACUCUUGCCGUGGAAACGAAGCUCCUACUUAAUUAUCCCAAGAAAUUAUCGGCGGUACUUCCUGUCGCACUGGCCGUCUCGGUGGUCAGAUUCAGUGGCACACUCUCAAUAUCCUUCAUCCCUAGCAACCCCUCUCAGCCGACCAGGAUGAUCUUCAACUUUCUUGACGACUACCGGUUGGACUUUUCCAUUCGGAGUCUUCUCGGCAGCCGCUCUCGACUUCAGGACGUCCCCAAGAUUGCCCAGCUUGUCGAGGCCCGCCUCCACCGGUGGUUUGAUGAGCGAGCCGUUGAGCCACGGUUUCAGGAGAUUGCCCUCCCAAGUCUGUGGCCGCGAAAGAAGAAUACCCGAGGCCCGGAUGACGGGCUGGCCGAGGGGAGCGCUUCUAUGGGUCGGUCAAAGGGUAAGGAUGUUGGUCGAGACUUGCGGGACGAGGUGUUCGGAAGUGAUGCUGGUAGUAGGGACCGAGCAUCACUUCGUCAUCGCCGGGGAACGAGAAGUGACAACAGUGACGACUUGUCGAUGCCCGGAUCGCUCCCUCGGUCUCAGAGAGGUACAUAG
Fusarium keratoplasticum is the source of this 1218-nucleotide messenger RNA. RefSeq names its product Maintenance of mitochondrial morphology protein 1. The coding region runs from base 1 to 1218 and encodes 405 amino acids. Lineage: Eukaryota; Fungi; Ascomycota; Sordariomycetes; Hypocreales; Nectriaceae. Gene Ontology annotation, molecular function: lipid binding. Gene Ontology annotation, cellular component: ERMES complex; endoplasmic reticulum. Gene Ontology annotation, biological process: mitochondrion organization; phospholipid transport. The record is from RefSeq and is a predicted model, not a curated record. The transcript is spliced from 2 exons.